Chelmon rostratus (copperband butterflyfish) is the source of this 381-nucleotide messenger RNA. RefSeq names its product fatty acid binding protein 10a, liver basic (gene fabp10a). Gene Ontology annotation, biological process: fatty acid transport. Bases 1 to 381 code for a protein of 126 amino acids. Gene Ontology annotation, molecular function: fatty acid binding. The transcript is spliced from 4 exons. Lineage: Eukaryota; Metazoa; Chordata; Actinopteri; Chaetodontiformes; Chaetodontidae. Gene Ontology annotation, cellular component: nucleus; cytosol. The record is from RefSeq and is a predicted model, not a curated record.
AUGGACUUCAAUGGAACAUGGCAGGUCUAUGCCCAGGAGAACUACGAGGAGUUCCUCAGGGCCAUGGAACUUCCAGCAGAUGUCAUCAAGAUGGCCAAAGAUAUCAAGCCAAUUACUGAGAUCAAGCAGAGUGGCAAUGAUUUUGUUGUCACCACCAAGACCCCUGGAAAGACUGUGACCAACUCCUUUACUAUCGGCAAGGAGGCUGAUAUCACCACCAUGGACGGCAAGAAGCUCAAGUGCGUUGUCAACAUGGAGGGUGGCAAAAUGGUCUGCAAAACCGGCAAGUUCUGCCACAUCCAAGAGCUCAAGGGAGGAGAGAUGGUUGAGACUUUGACCAUGGGCGCAACAACUCUUGUCAGGAAGAGCAAAAAGAUGUAA